Branchiostoma belcheri (Belcher's lancelet) is the source of this 1956-nucleotide messenger RNA. Its product is annotated as PHD finger protein 24-like. Gene Ontology annotation, molecular function: calcium ion binding. The record is from RefSeq and is a predicted model, not a curated record. NCBI's taxonomy places the organism in Eukaryota, Metazoa, Chordata, Leptocardii, Amphioxiformes, Branchiostomatidae.
CAAACAUAUAAAUUCAUAAGUUACUGUAAGCCGGGUUCCAGGUUACCGUUAAGCGUGGUAUGUUAUCAUCUCUGGCCCUUGGAACUGUCACCCUGGAAACGCAAUAUAGUCAGACAAGCGUUCGGGAACAUGCAAUUUGUGACGAUUGUCCUGCCAGGACGGAUCACAGGAGCUUGUAAUGUUCUCACAAACGUCUCCUGACAACUAGAGACAAGCGGACCCACAACAACUCAAGACUGAUGAAACUAUUGUCUGAUUCUUGUAGUUCCAGAAAGAUCCGCUCGAGAAGAAUGACGUGGGCUACGCAGUAGAAUAUUCGGCGGACGUGCGGAGAGGUCAGUGCGGUGCAGGACGUGUUUAUUCAGCGGGAGAUCAGCGGGGACAUCCCGCCCAAAUCUCUCCCGUUCACGGAGUCACGUGCUCCGCCCACCUGUUCGUCAGGUUGCGUCUCGUCCUCGGGCCGUGCUCUCCAGUCCGCUAGGGCGGGUACACGUACGUACUGCCCCGCGUCAUGACGACAUAAUUACAUCGAUCCAGCGCACCAAGAGGACCCACUACCGGCAACUUGUCGUCUGUAUAGCGGCGAUGGGGGUUUCCGUGUCGCGGCGGAUCGAAGCGCGUACCAGGCAGGUCCAGCAGGCCACGCAGGUGGUGGCGGCGUUCCGCGAGGCUUCGUCCGAUGGAAGUAAGCAGUGGGCAUCGCCGGUGCCGGCGGCCUCUGAGGAGCAGGGCAAGCGUACGCCCGCUGAACCGGACGGUCGGGAGGUCUCGUACACGGACACAUCCUCGGCGUGGGCCAUGCUGCAGACAGGGGUACAUCCCAAGGAUAUCAACGUCGGCGCUCUGCCGAAAAAGACUAUCAAGAACGUCAAGAACAACAAGCCGGGCAGGAGCAACGGCAAGAUACACACCAGCGCGCACUGGAACAACAGAGGCCCCCAGGAUAACACAAGCGUCAUCCCGUACGAAAGUACAGAACAGAUAGAGUCAGACGACUUGUGCUCGGUGUGCGGAGUCUACACUGGGAACGAGAUCUAUCCAUGCAGAGUCUGCUCCAAGGUGUACCACGAGAUCUGUCUACAGAAGAUCGGCCAGUGUCAGGGCAGAGAAGCCGUCAGCCUGCUGAUGCGAGCCAAGACAAACAUCGGCUGGAGCUGCCAUGAAUGUGAAACUCUCGGCCCCCUUCUAACAGAGGAGGAAAUGCAAGACUUGAUAGAUGCCUUUGAGAGAUGCGACAUCAACAAAGAUUCCUCACUAUCGCUAGACGAAUAUCUGAACUACAGACAGAAGACGAUGGAAGAGUUCGACAUCCGGCUGAGCGAGGAGGAACUUGACCGAGAGAGGGCAAAGUUCAAGGUCAUGGAUGUCAACCAGACGGGCACCUUGGACUGGUGGGAGUUCCUCAACUUUGAGGCUGUUCGCAAACUCGGCAGAAGAAGUAAGGCCUGAGCGACAGAAGACCCAUUCUCUGGCCUUGCACGUCGACACAAAUGCCCGGAUGUUGAUGGACGCAGAUACAAAAUCCACAGGGACGGUGACGUGGAUGGACUUCCUCCGUGACCAGGCCCUGUACAUCCUGGCAGCCCGCCCGAACCUGCCCAACUUCCCGCCGGUCAAACAGGCCUGGGAGGCCAACAAGAGAUGAACCACCACCGCCUGUACCGCCUGCUAACUUUCGUCUCGUAUGCGGCUGUUGCCACUAGAAACGGUUGAUACCAUAACGUAGAAUUUUUUAAAACUUUAUUGGCACAACAAAAGUACAGCGACUUUCGUAAGGCACCUGUAGACACACAGACAAAUAUGUAGGCAUAACGAAAUUAACCUACAUACAAGACAAUAGAUGUAUCAGCUUAUACUACUUGUUCUAAGGUCUAAACAUUCUUUGAUGUAUUAGAAUGGUACGUUCUGUCGACGCCAUGAUGUUUCGUAACGUAGAGGAUUAACAUUUAGGAUCAA